AUGGGUGACCUUUGGCAGCAGCUUUCUGAGGCUGAUAAUCACGUGACUGGGAUACCGCCAGCAGGACCCCGGGUUGGGCAAGGAACGGUGGCGGCAACGGGAGCCUUGAGUGUUUCAGGUGGUGGGAAUGUGGAACAUAUCACGGUGCCCAAGAUUGUACUGCAUCACAUUGCCAAUGUAGAGAAAUUGCCUAUCACUAGCCUGGGCUGUCCCCUUAUCCUCCGCUGCAAGAACUUCUGGGUGGCCCACUUUGUUUUAGACUCUCACAUUGUGUGCCAUGAUGUUUAUAAUUUGCUGCUCAAUCUUUCUCAGCCAGCAUUACCUGAAGAUCUGUAUGCUUUUUCUUAUAAUCCCAAAUCCUCAAAAGAGAUGAAGGAAAAUGGGUGGAAACUGAUUGACCCAAUAUCAGACUUUGGGCGUAUGGGAAUACCCAACAGGUACUGGAUCAUAACAGAAGCCAACAGAAACUAUGAGAAACUGCAAGCCCAUGAUGAGCCACCAAAAGAAGUCUGUACAUGCUCUGAAUUAGGGAAUUUAUUAUCUCAGCAUCUGGGAAGUUCUUUGACCAAUCCUCUUGACUUUAUGGGUAUUGAUGGAUACCUGAACACCUUGAUGGAGAAUGGCACCAUAUCCAGUGAAGGAGGCUUCCAGGCUCAGAUGGAUCAAGUGAAAAUACAGUGUGCAGACUUUCACCAUGACUGUUGUGGGAUCAUAGGCAGCCUUAGGGCCAUAAACAUUUCUGGGGAUAUGGGAUUCUCUGGAAACAUGGGCAUCUCUGAAUCGAGGGGCAUCUAUGGGGCCACAGGCAUCUCUGGCAACGUGGAUAUCUCUGAGACUAUGGACUGCUCUGAAAACAUCAGCAUCUCUGGGAGCAUGGGCAUCUUUGGGGACACAGGUAUCUCCAAGGCCAGCACAAAAGAAGCAGGCUGCUAUAAGCAACAGGAGCUUGAAACUCAUCACUUCCAUCCGAAUAGCAAGAAAAGAGUUGAACAAAUUGAAGAUCCACAGCUUUUUUAAAGAUCCAUCAGAGAAUUUAGAUCACAGGACAAACUACUUUCCC
Herpailurus yagouaroundi (jaguarundi) is the source of this 1060-nucleotide messenger RNA. RefSeq names its product myotubularin related protein 8 (gene MTMR8). Gene Ontology annotation, molecular function: phosphatidylinositol-3,5-bisphosphate phosphatase activity; phosphatidylinositol-3-phosphate phosphatase activity. Gene Ontology annotation, cellular component: cytoplasm; nuclear envelope. Bases 1 to 1017 code for a protein of 338 amino acids. The record is from RefSeq and is a predicted model, not a curated record. The transcript is spliced from 6 exons. NCBI's taxonomy places the organism in Eukaryota, Metazoa, Chordata, Mammalia, Carnivora, Felidae. Gene Ontology annotation, biological process: phosphatidylinositol dephosphorylation.